CUUUUGAUAAGAGAGUUCCUUGCUCCUCCAACACUCCCAGAAUGCGGUGGCUUAUUCUUAGUGUCCUUUUAAGCACCUGCUGUUUGGCGUACGGUCGUGACAGUGAGGAUGCUCGGGUGGCGGCCGUCGUGAGAACCACCAAGACGGCCUAUUUCCUCACCACGUCAACCACCACCACACCAUUCACGUGCGCCCUCGGCACCAAUAUCGCCGUCUGCCAGAGGCGCAAAUUCCAUCGCUAUGCAUCUAUUAACCAACGUAUUGAUGGGCAUGAGACCAUAGUUGAUGGCUCUAUGAUGGAUCUGGUUGACGAGGAGCCAAUAUACGAGAGGGAGCCACGUAUCGCACUUACGAUGAGGUUCACCACUACCUCGACCCUCACAAUCACUUCUACCUCUAUCAACCGCGCCUUAACCUUCUCCUUAUCCUUUUUCUGCACUAUAAACGGAGCCUCAUACCCCCCAGCAUGUGGCUAAGACUACAUCAAGACACGACCAUGCACAAACAAGCCCGAACCUCAGCGAGCGGUUGGUGGAAGAGCUCAUCUGCAACAAACAUGCACUCUACUCCUCUGUGUUCACACAAUUCUUUCCCUCGUUUCAUCCUUCAUACAGUUUUCUCGUACCUGUCCUUCUCGCAGCCUUCCUUCCUGAGUUAUGGGUCAUGGAAGGCCACUUGUGCACCUACGUAAGCCAUGUCUGAAUCUAAAGGCCAAUUUAUUUAAAACCACUUAUGGGGAUCAGUUAUGUAAAUACGUAAAUAUAUUAUGUUUCAAAGA
Messenger RNA from Eriocheir sinensis (Chinese mitten crab), 778 nucleotides. RefSeq lists its product as uncharacterized. Bases 42 to 476 code for a protein of 144 amino acids. Lineage: Eukaryota; Metazoa; Arthropoda; Malacostraca; Decapoda; Varunidae. The record is from RefSeq and is a predicted model, not a curated record. The transcript is spliced from 4 exons.